This is a messenger RNA of Onychostoma macrolepis, 5007 nucleotides long. It is a transcript of the gene ajuba, whose product is annotated as ajuba LIM protein. Lineage: Eukaryota; Metazoa; Chordata; Actinopteri; Cypriniformes; Cyprinidae. Gene Ontology annotation, molecular function: transcription corepressor activity. Gene Ontology annotation, biological process: response to hypoxia; negative regulation of hippo signaling; regulation of DNA-templated transcription. Bases 1646 to 3745 code for a protein of 699 amino acids. The record is from RefSeq and is a predicted model, not a curated record. Gene Ontology annotation, cellular component: transcription regulator complex; P-body; adherens junction. The transcript has 8 exons.
UUUAUUUAAAGGCUAUUUUAACUCGAAUUAAAUCGAUUUUUCGUCACGUGUUGCCACAUUACGUGUAAUAAAACAUAAGGUGUUAUAAACAAAAGAAAAAUUAUUUGAUUCGUGACUGUAUUAUAUUUAUUUGAUUGCAUUCGAGUUUAUUGUUUUAUUUACAGACAGUUGGCUCGUAUAUAAUUAUCAAUUAAACCCCUCAUUCUGAGCCCUUAGACUAACAUAAAAUGUAUUUGUCUUUUUAAUUAAAAAAAUAAUAAUAAUAAAUUGGCAUUUGGUAAAUGUGUGCGAUUAUGUCAAGGUUGUUUGUGUAAGUCCUAACAGUAGGCUGAACCAAUGGGCACAGUCUGUUUAAGAAGUUGGGCUGUGUGACGAAAUAGUGGGAUGCUAUUCAUGCGCGCUGCCCGGGGGAAAGGUGUUCCGGUCGGGAAAAAAAAAGCCACAGAGGAAGAAGAAAGGGGGAGGAAGGGAAAAAUUUGGAAAGAAAGGAACUGUACGUUGAACAUUUUAGCGCAGUUUUCCGGCGUAGAGUGCGCAGUGCGUGUUUAUCUCCGCGAAUAUGUUUGGGUGAGCGAUACGCGAACUUCCUCCCUUCGAUUCGCUGCAGCUGGGUUUUUAAUUGUUACACGCUUUUGAAGACUUCCACUUCUGGGGAAUAAUGGUCAUUUUCUUUCAAACUGGACUGGGCAAAGUGGAAAUCCUGCGGGACAACAGGAAGCUUUGAUCUGCCUUGUACCUUUUUUUACUGAGGAAUAAACGCUUUUGAGUUCUCGGAUACGGACGGCUCAUUUAUCCGCACAGAGAAACGUUUGCUUUUUUGAAAGCCGCUAGUUGAGUCAGAAAGGGGCCGUGGUGUAUCCCAUAACCUGUGUUUUUAACUCCAACGCAAUCAAAGGAAACCGCGUUGGAAUUUAUUCAGUAUUCAGACUCCGUUCUUAUUUUUUAAACAACCGGCAGCGCCGUUUAGAUAAAUCCACAGAGACAAAGAACCAAGUGGUAAUUAUAAGACUUGCUAGUGGUUCCGACAACAGUGGAUCAGUGUUGCGGAUGUGGCUGCGAGACUUCAGCGUUUGAAUGGAUCGGUUCUGCGCGAGUCUGGGAGCGGAAUUCAAGGCUCUUUGAAACCUGACGGUAGUUUUCACACGUUCGUUUGCUCACUGCCGAAGACAAGGCCACAAGUAGCUGCAAAAAGUAUCGCAAACAAAUGGAUGAACAUGCUCCUGUUCACACGCAUGUCCAGCAAAUUCAUCACAAGCAAACAGUUUGGAGACAAACCGUUUGUUUUCAAGUCUAACUAGUAAGACAUGUAGCCUGCGGAAAAUGUCAUAGUGUUUUUAUUUAUCUUCAAAGUCAAAUAUUUAUUUUUUUAGAACAUCAGAAAGUAUUAGUUUUUAACACAUAGGUUUUUCGUGUGUGGAUUUGUUUUUUAUAGUUAUUUUGUUAUAACCUUUGGUUGUCACAUAUCUUUUGUUCUGUUAUCUCAUCUGCUGUUGAAACACUUGAAUGGUGCUUGUGCCCACACUGUAUUUCACUGUAUUUAUUUAGUACACUAUUUAAACUGUAGCUGUUUUCAGGUGGCCUCUAAGAGAAAUUCAAUUAGUACUUCAUAUUUUAUAUCAUAGUUGAGUGUAUUAUUAAAACAACAAUGGAACGUCUUGGCAGCAAACUCAAGCAAAAGCUCAAACUGAGUGACUCUGGAAGUGUCAAAUUCAGCAAAAAGAAAAACGACUUGGCCAAUGCAAAUAACAACAGUAACAGCAACAAUGCCAAUAAUGGGACCCUGGCGCAGAACAGCGCACCCGUGAGCACGCCUCACUUCCCGCUCUCCUGUUCCACCUCUAUAGAGGUGUGUGGCCAGUCAGCUGGAAGACCUGGCAAAGUGGCCACUUCUCAGAGGAUCGCACCCGCGAAUACCACCUCGGCCACGGUUCCUGAGGAUUGCGGGCCUGGGAUUGAACAUCACCCAUCUACUCUUGCCCCUCUGCGGCGUCGGUCGCCCCAGCAGCGAGCAUCGUGCUACUUACCAGAAGCGGUGGAACGGGGCAACUCGCCCAGAGGUGAAGGUGACCCACAGGGGGCGUACAGCCCGAAUUCUCGCGCGGCCUUGAAGCAGCGGCGUUAUUCUUUGGAACUCCAGCAGCUCGUUCGCCGCCAGCAGCUUCUCGCCCAGCCUCCUCCGCUGUCGUCCGUCCCACCUCCGUAUCCAACACACAGCUCAGCAGCCCGUUCGUCUGCUGUAGAGCCCAGCUUCCUCCAUGAUUUAGAGCGCCACAAGCGCUUGUCUCUGCAAGAAGCUCUGUUCUACAAGCGUUUGAGCUCGGGUGGUGAACCUUGGGACAGCGUGCGCCCUGCUUCCCUCUCGCACCCCCCGCAGAGGACCCAUGACAGUGGCAUAGGGGGAUUCUUCUUCCCCCCUGCACCAGCGUUGAGCCCCUGUUCCUCUUUUAGCUUACAGGAGUCCGUGUUGGCAAGCCCUCGCUCCAGUUUUGCGAGCAGUACCGCUAGCGGAGGAGGCGGAGGCGGCGGGAGUCCCAUGGGAAGUCGGUGCAGCAGUAACCGGACCAGCGGCAUUAGUUUGGGCUAUGACACCCGUCAUACACCUGGGCCUGCCCAGCAGCUCCAGCUCUCCUCGACCCAACUUGGUGGCGCCACCUCGGGUCAAGCGUACCCCGUACAGGUGUCUGGGAAAACAGGAGCGCCCCCUAUGGAGGUUUGGAGGGACUGUCUCGAAGGGGUGUCGGGAGUUGGAGGAAGUGCACACGACAGCCGUCACUCAUAUCCGCCCGCACUAAGCACACACACAGUCACCUUCCACCGAGCAGAACCAGAAUGGGGUCCCACUGACCAGCGGGGAUCAAGAGGUGACGGUGUGGGUGAGAGGGCGCGACACUCCGACUUGCUAGGAACCCGAUACCAGCAGGAGCUCACCCGCCUGCUAUUGAGAGAUGCUGCCCUGGAAGGAGAAGCGUUACUUGGAGGCCUGACUUUAAAAGAACACCCCGUGUCUGCCACCAUUCUACCCAGCUCUGUAUCUACUCCAGCCCCAGUCGGAGCUCCAGGGAAAUCCCUGGAAGAACAGUCGGCUGGAAGGGAGUCAGUGUCAUCUGUGGACAGACAGGAGUACUUCGGUACAUGUGUGAAGUGCAGUAAAGGUGUAUAUGGUGCCGAUAAUGCUUGCCAGGCUCUGGACAGCCUCUAUCACACCCGCUGCUUCACAUGCGUUUCCUGCGGGCGAACGCUCCGCAACAAGGACUUUUACAAUGUCAGUGGCUCGGUUUACUGUAAGGAGGAUUACAUGUUCUCAGGCUUCCAGGAGGCAGCUGAGAAGUGCAGUGUUUGUGGUCACCUCAUCUUGGAGCAGAUCCUGCAGGCUCUAGGGAACUCCUAUCACCCUGGAUGUUUCCGCUGUACGGUCUGCUCAAAGGCUUUGGACGGGGUGCCAUUCACAGUAGACUACCUCAACAAUGUCUACUGCGUCUCUGACUACAACAGGACAUUUGCUCCCAAAUGCGCUGCCUGUUUACAACCCAUCUUACCUGCUGAGGACAGUGAGGAGAUCCUCAGGGUGGUGUCAAUGAACAAAGAUUAUCACUUUGAGUGUUAUCACUGUGAGGAGUGUGGGAAGCAGCUCUCCGAUGAGCCUGGAUCUCAGUGCUUCCCUCUGGAUUCCCACCUCCUCUGCCACUCUUGCCACAUGACCAGGGUGUGCGUCACACAUAACCUUCCCCCUCACAACACACACUGAAAUUAGAACUAAUCUGCCUGACCAACUACUUUGUACUCUCACAUGCACACUAGUGACCACUGUAAAUUGUUGUCUUUCUAAUGUUCCUCUUCUAUGCCAGCUCUAUUUUUUGAAGAUAGCGAGAGGGGAGAAAACAUGUUUUCUCUUACUGAGAGUUGAGGUCAUAAUACAUUUCAAAUGCAAAUCCCAGUACUGGUACAAACUGUAUCACCCCCUAGUGGCUGGGAAAUGCAGCAACUGAAUCCUGCUGAACAGAAUAUUUCUACACAAGUUCUGAGUUUUAAGAUUAUUGUUGCCUGCUUAUUUUAUUGCUAGUGGGAGUUGAAUUAUCACAGAACACUGUUUUACUCCCAUAUCUACUGUUUGCUGUAGGGGAAAAAGAAACAAGGGAUUUUUUUUUUUUUUUGCUUAACAUUUUUCUAUAUUUAAUAUCACUAGCAAAGAUUUUGCACUUAAACAUGUUUACCUAUUAAGAGAUUUUUUUUUAAAUAAAGUGAUUGCAAAAAGAUUAAAAACAUUCCUGUAUCUGUUUUAAUAAAUAAAUCCUUCCGUGUAUGAAUUAGUGUUCGUUUCUUGUAUAAUUCAUACAUUCAAUUGAAAAAUCGAAUACUGACAACUUAUGUUUUCAUGAGAAAGCACCUAUCACGACUUAAAUCUUUCUCAAACAUACGUAAUGUGUGUGUGUAUAUAUAUAUAUACACACACACACGUAAUCAGUUUAAGCUUGUUAAAACUUCAAAAAAGUGCUAGAGAAUCUUUCAUGACCUCCCCAUAUAUUUAAUACACAAUCUUCAGUCAAUUCGAUGUUGCAUUCACUCCAAAUUCUGCUAGUUAUUGCUGCAAUUAUUCUUAGCAUUUAAAGAAAACACAACACAAAAGACAAUUUCCUUCAGUUUGUUUUAUUAUUCUUUGUACAUUCUGCACAUUCAUAAAGAAAAUAAUCCAAAAAGAGAAUCUUUUGAAAUAUAUCUUCAAAACUACAACAUUAAAAUAAUUUUAAAAGGCCUCUUGCUAUCUUCUCUAUAAAGGUUAAAUUUAUACCUUGUCUGAUUCACAGAGAGGAACAGUAAACAACUUCAUAAGACCAGGUGGGGGGGGGGGAAAUAAGAGAACAGAUGUGGGUGGAGAUGAAAAUCUAACAAAUGAAUCUACAGUGUGGUUUAUAACAUUGGAUUUCAGUAGUCAUUUUAAUAAUCUUACAAAAAAAAAAAAAAAAAAAAACCUCAGUGAGAUCAGUGUCGACAGCAGGACUGGCUCUUUAA